UGACUUGUUAACAAUCUGUCUCUAUUUCUUUUUCUCUCUCUGAGAAAAGAUUUAAGAUGAAGCUUGCUGUUUUUGUCUCCUUGCUGGCGAUUGUACCAUUCCAGGCCGAAGCUAAUUCGUGUGCUGGUAAAACUGUGGAAGUAUUGGUGGGAAACGGUUACGGCCUUACAGGAGAUGUAUUUAAAGAUCCAGAUCCUUAUGUUUUGGUGACAAUUGGUGACAGAACCCAAAGGACCAAGGUCAUUCAUUCAAAUUCCAACCCAAGCUGGUUCCAGACGUUCAAGUUUUUCUCCCCCAACUCUGAUUUCAUGAAAAUUGAGGUCUGGGACAAAGACAGUGGAUUUGCUGGUGAUGAUGAUGACCGCCUGGGAACCUGUGUAGAGCAACUGACCGCAGAAGGCAACCGGUUCCAAAAUAUACCCUGCACUGUGAAGCACGACGGCACCGUCCAGCUCUUUUACAAGUGCUACUAAAUGUAACGUAUCAGUGAAAAUGAAAUAGUUCAAUUUGAGUUAGAAAGAAAGACACUUUGUUAAAUUCAUGGUGGUCUUAAAACAUAACAAUGAUUUAUUUUUUUCCCCUCACAAUGUAGUUUUUGUGUAUUUUUUCUGUUUUUUUGAAUGCCUCUGUGCAACAUUGCUAUUAUCAUCUGCAUGCGACUCUGGUAAAAACUUGUUAAAAGUGUCAAGAGAUUAGCACAAUAUUAUUGCAUUUGCUUGUGUAAUUGAAAAUUGUGUUAUGGUGAUUUUCUUUAUACUUCUGGCUCUUUUUCUUCAACUAUAGCUACAUAUAUAUCUUUAUACUUAAAGCUAAACUAAGCUGUCAAAUGGGGACUAAAAAAAUCCAAUAAAGAAGAUACUACUUGUU
Molecule: messenger RNA, 867 nt
Organism: Amphiprion ocellaris (clown anemonefish)
Lineage: Eukaryota; Metazoa; Chordata; Actinopteri; Pomacentridae
Product: perforin-1-like
Exons: 2
Coding region: 57-473 (138 amino acids)
Source: RefSeq, a predicted model, not a curated record